AUGGAGGGGAAGAGUUCGGGGUGCUGUGAGGCCCCGAAGAAGCGGGGUCUGUCCUUCUCCAUCGAGGAGAUUUUAAAGAGGCCCACGGAGCGCAGGGACGAGGCCAGGCCAGAAGGGGCCGGUGGAGAGGACGCCGGACCAGCAGCCAUGGGGCCGCAGGAGGCCCCGCAGGACCCGCCCCCGGAGGAGAGGAAGGGCAAGCGGAGGGUACGCACCACCUUCACGGCCGAGCAGCUGCAGGAGCUGGAGAAGAUCUUCCACUUCACCCACUACCCGGACGUGCACAUCCGCACCCAGCUGGCAGCCAGGAUCAACCUCCCCGAGGCCCGGGUGCAGAUCUGGUUCCAGAAUCAGCGGGCCAAGUGGCGGAAGCAGGAGAAGACCGGCAGCCUCGGGGCCUCGCAGCAGCUGAACGAGGCCGACCUGGCCCCUGCCACAGAGCUGACCGGCCCCUUGCUGCGGCCCCCUGGGCUGUCCAGGUCGGCUCUUCCCACGGAGUGUUACCCACCUGCCCAAGCUCAGCUGGCCUCCACCUGGCUCCCUGCCCAGAUCACCCACCUCCCGUGCCACCCGUGGGAGAUGGCGCCUCUUCCCGGCGCUCUCAUCCAGCAGGCCUGCGCCCCCAUGCUCUGCAUCUUUGCUCCUGCACACCCCAGAUGGGGCAGCAUCUGUGCCACUUCAACAUAA
Condylura cristata (star-nosed mole) is the source of this 687-nucleotide messenger RNA. It is a transcript of the gene ISX, whose product is annotated as intestine-specific homeobox. Gene Ontology annotation, biological process: regulation of transcription by RNA polymerase II. The transcript is spliced from 4 exons. NCBI's taxonomy places the organism in Eukaryota, Metazoa, Chordata, Mammalia, Eulipotyphla, Talpidae. The coding region runs from base 1 to 687 and encodes 228 amino acids. The record is from RefSeq and is a predicted model, not a curated record. Gene Ontology annotation, molecular function: DNA-binding transcription factor activity, RNA polymerase II-specific; RNA polymerase II transcription regulatory region sequence-specific DNA binding.